Messenger RNA from Choloepus didactylus (southern two-toed sloth), 9568 nucleotides. It is a transcript of the gene TRIM66, whose product is annotated as tripartite motif containing 66. NCBI's taxonomy places the organism in Eukaryota, Metazoa, Chordata, Mammalia, Pilosa, Megalonychidae. The transcript has 21 exons. The record is from RefSeq and is a predicted model, not a curated record. The coding region runs from base 270 to 4397 and encodes 1375 amino acids. Gene Ontology annotation, molecular function: zinc ion binding; protein binding.
GAACCUGGACCCUGCUUUUAGUUUUCUCCCUCCAGAUCCUCUGCUUUUACCUCGUGACCACGCCCUCUGUGACCUCACAGCAUUAAGGUGUUCAGCACUCCUUCAACCCUUAAUCACUUAUUGCCUGUGGCCAGCAGAAAGAGGGACCUUGAGACUGGGGGGGGAUGGUCCAAGAAGAAAUCAUUCUCUAUUUGAAAUCAAAACUGCAGUAACUGAACAAAGGAUGAGCUGAGCUUCCCAGAAACUACCCUUGGAAAGAUGGUCUGUGAAUGGAGUUACAGGGAGUGGAGCUUGCUCGCUCUACACGCUGUUUCACACCUGAGGACAGCGGAAAAGCCCCAGUCCCGGGCAUGGACAUGGGCACAGACAUGGGCAUGAGCUUUAUGGGUAUGCCACACUGCUCUAGGAGUGGACAGAUGGAGACCAUGGUACCAACCUGCUCAUUGUGCAGACAAGACCUGCAAGGUGUGAGCUCCCGGCUUCUACCCUGCCAGCAUUUGUUCUGUAAGGACUGCUUCCAGGGUUUGAUUCAGGAGCUGGAGCAGGUUGCCAAGGCUCAUGGCACUAUCACAGAUGAACUCAUCUCAUGUCCUUGGUGUAGACGAGUGUACCUUACCAGGGAUGUAAGUGAACAUUUUUUUCUGCAGUGCUUUCCUACUGGGCAACCCAAGAUGACCAGGAACUGCUCUGAGUGUAAGGAGAAGAGGGCGGCACACAUCCUCUGCACCUACUGCAACCGCUGGCUCUGCAGCUCCUGCACUGAGGAGCACCGGCAUGGCCCUGCCCCUGGUGCCCCACUCUUUCCCCGAGCCCAGAAAGGAUCUCCAGGAGUGAAUAGUGGAUCUGGGGACUUUGCCUUGUACUGCCCUCUACAUGCACAAGAAGUACUUAAGCUAUUCUGCGAGACCUGCGAUGUGCUCACGUGCCAUAGCUGCCUCAUAGUGGAACACAAAGAACACAGGUGCAGACAUCUUGAAGAAGUUUUGCAAAACCAGAGGAUGCUUCUGGAAAGUGUGACUACACAAGUGGCACAUAAGAAAUCUAGUCUACAGACUUCUGCGAAGCAAAUUGAGGACAGGAUUUUUGAGGUGAAGCAUCAACACAGGAAGGUGGAAAACCAGAUCAAAAUGGCCAAGAUGAUUCUGAUGAAUGAACUGAACAAACAGGCCAAUGUGCUCAUAGAGGAGUUGGAGGGCAUCACUACUGAGAGAAAGCGCAAGCUGGAGCAGCAGUUACAGAGCAUCAUGGUUCUCAACCGUCAGUUUGAGCAUGUGCAGAAUUUCAUCAAUUGGGCCGUCUGCAGCAAAACCAGUGUCCCUUUCCUUUUCAGCAAAGAGCUGAUUGUGUUUCAGAUGCAGCGAUUGUUGGAGACAAGUUGUAACAUGGAUCCUGGCUCCCCUUGGAGUAUCAGAUUCACCUGGGAGCCUAACUUCUGGACCAAGCAGCUGGCUUCCCUUGGCUGCAUAACUACUGAGGGCGGACAGCUGUCCCGGGCAGAUACUCCAGCUUAUGGAGUUUUACAGGGGCCAUCAUCCUUUUAUCAAAGCCAUCAGUCCCCAGUGGCUCAGCAAGAGGCUCUCAGCCACCCCACGCACAAGUUCCAGGCUCCAGUACUGUGUUCCUCAUCUGUGUGCUGUUCCCACUGCUCCCCAGUCUCACCCUCCCUCAAAGGCCAGGCACCUCCAUCCAACCUACACCCAGCCCACAGCUUUAGGCAGCCCUCUGAGGUGGUGCCGCAACAGUUGGGGUCACUGCAGUGCCCCACCCUGCUGCCCAGGGAGAAAGAGCUGGCUUCCAAUCCUCAUCCACCAAAGCUGCUGCAGCCCUGGCUGGAAACCCAGCCCCCCGUGGAGCAGGAGGGCUCAUCCCAGCGGCUGGGACAGCAGCUGACCUCCCAGCCAGUGUGCAUCGUCCCCCCGCAGGAUGUUCAGCAAGGAGCCCUUGCACAGCCCACCUUACAGACACCUUCUAUCCAAGUCCAGUUUGGCCACCACCAGAAGCUGAAGCUCAGCCAUUUUCAGCAGCAGCCGCAGCAGCAACUGCCACCUCCCCCACCUCCUCCACCUCCACCCCAGCAGCAGCCGCCUCCAUCUCUACCUCCAUCGCAGCAUCUGGCUUCUAGUCAGCAUGAGAACCCUCCUGGACCUGCCUGUUCCCAGAACGUGGAAAUAAUGCACCACAAGUUUGAACUGGAGGAAAUGCAGAAGGACCUAGAACUUCUCCUUCAGGCUCAACAGCCCAGCUUGCAACUGAGUCAGACCAAAUCUCCUCAGCAUCUUCAGCAAACCAUCGUGGGGCAGAUCAACUACAUCGUGAGGCAGCCAGCACCCGUCCAGUCCCAGAGCCAGGAGGACACCCUGCAGGCUACAGAUGAAGCCCCAGCAUCCGAGGGCCCAAAGCCAGCUCUCCCUCUUGACAAGAAUACUGCUGCUGCCUUGUCCCAGUCUUCUGGGGAAGAAACUUCUCUCAGUGUCCCUCCACUGGACAGCACCAUCCAGCACUCCUCUCCCAAUGUGGUGAGAAAGCACUCCACUUCGGUGAGCAUCAUGGGCUUCUCCAACACUCUAGAGAUGGAGCUGUCAUCUCCCAGGCUGUCAAGGACCCUAGAUCCACAGAUCCAGAGCGUGAGCAGCCUGACAUCUGGCCCUCCCCAGGCGGUGCCAAGCCUGCCGAGUGGGCCCCCCCAAACCAUAUCCAGCCUGAGUGGUCAAAACCAGGCCAUACCCAGCCUGACAAAUAGUCACCUGCAGACCGUGCCCAACCUUGUGCGUGGCCCCCUGCAGCCCAUGCCCAGCCUGGUGAGUGAUUCCUCCCAGGCUGUCACAAGCCUGGCAGGUGAUCACUCCCAGGCUGGGCCCAUCCUAAUGUCUGGUCACACUCAGGCAGGGCCAAGCUUGGCAGCUUGUCCUCUGCAGAACAUGCCUGCAGCUUCUGACAUGCAGCUGGAAACUGGAUCCAGCCCCAGCCCUGGUUCUGGCCGAGCUGUGGGGAGCCUGUGCCCUGGGGAUGGAGCUGACCACUCCCUGGGGAAUGCUCUGUGUAAGAUGGAAAGCGAUGAUCCCACCCGCUUCACUGACUCUCUGGGACAAGUCCUCACAGCCCCUGGUCUGGAUGCUCCUAAAGACUUGGCUAUCCCCUCAGACCUGGAGGAGCCAAUUAACCUCUCGGUGAAAAAACCUGCACUGGUGCCAGUGGUCAGCACAUCCACAGCUCUGCAGCAGUACCGGAACCCAAAAGAGUUUAAGAAUUUGGAACAAGGAGCCCUAGAGCUGGAUACAAAAGAGAACCGGAGCAUCAGAGCGUUCAACAAUGAGCACAAGAUUCCCUAUGUGCGACUGGAACGACUCAAGAUCUGUGCCGCCUCCUCGGGAGAGAUGCCUGUGUUCAAGCUGAAGCCACAGAAGAAUGAUCAGGAUGGGAGCUUCCUGCUGAUCAUCGAAUGUGGCACUGAGUCCUCCAGCAUGUCCAUUAAGGUCAGCCAGGACAACUUGCCUGAUGCCAUCGAGGCCCCCAGUCUGGGGGGAAGAAAGGUCACUGUCACUUCUCUGGCUGGGCAGCGGCCACCAGAGGUGGAAGGUAUAUCUCCUGAAGAACAUAGACUCAUUCCUCGAACCCCUGGAGCCAAGAAGGGCCCCCCAGUACCAAUAGAGAAUGAGGACUUCUGUGCUGUGUGCCUCAAUGGGGGAGAGUUGCUGUGCUGUGACCACUGUCCCAAAGUGUACCACCUUUCCUGCCACGUGCCAGCCUUGCUCAGCUUCCCAGGGGGAGAGUGGGUGUGUACCUUGUGCCGCAGCCUAACGCAGCCUGAGAUGGAGUACGACUGUGAGAAUGCCCGUUAUAACCAGCCUGGAGUGCGGGCAUCUCCUGGCCUGAGCACAUGUGACCAGAAGAAGUGUGAGAAGCUGGUGCUGUCCUUAUGCUGCAAUAGCCUCAGCCUGCCCUUCCAUGAGCCCGUCAGCCCCCUGGCCCGACAUUAUUACCAGAUUAUCAAGAGGCCCAUGGACCUGUCAAUCAUCCGGAGGAAGCUGCAAAAGAAGGACCCAGCUCACUACACCACCCCAGAGGAGGUGGUGUCGGAUGUGCGCCUCAUGUUCUGGAACUGUGCUAAAUUCAAUUAUCCCGACUCAGAGGUUGCAGAGGCUGGCCGUUGCCUGGAAGUAUUCUUUGAGGGCUGGUUGAAGGAGAUCUACCCGGAGAAACAGUUUGCCCAGCCGAGGCGGGAGGACUCAGACUCCGAGGAGGUGUCUAGUGAGAGUGGUUAUUCCACUCCUCAAGGCUUCCCGUGGCCCCACUACAUGCAGGAGGGCAUCCAACCCAAGAGGCGGCGGCGACAUAUGGAGAAUGAGAAGGCCAAAAGAAUGUCGUUCCGCCUGGCCAACAGCAUCUCCCAGGUGUGAGAGCUGGAAGGAGACUGAGCACUUUGGCAGCUGAUGCCCCAUCCUGUUGACCACUCCUCCCCACCUUUCAGCUCAUACUCUUCAGAUUGUGGAUGUGAGACUAGUCUUGUCGAGCUGUGUAGUGCUCUUCAUUGCCAUUUGCAGUUACAUUUAUUUGGGAGCCAUAGUGCAUCCACCACAAAGAAGAUUUCAGUAAUAAAAAGUGAGGAGGGAGGUGUUCCCUAUCACCACAAUAAUCAGAUGUGUAGGGUCCAUUUGACAAGACCAAUCCUAGUCAGGCUUGGGAAGAUCAGACUUUUUUGGUGAAUUCUUUCUGCUGAGGAAAGUAGACCUUUCUCACCUUUCAGUGUCCAGGGCUCAGGAACAAUGUAUCUGUCUGACCUCCUCCUGGGCUCAGAAGUGGGUAAAAAGAAGAGGAGAGAGGUUCUGACAUAUGGGAGGCCUGUGAUCCCUGGCCCAGCACAGCCAAAGACUGUUACUAUUUGCCUUUGCUUGUCCUGCUGGGACAGAGGCACCUGCCUGCCAUGGACAGGAUAAUGGAGGCUUCUAGAGGCCACAGGUCUCAAUUGGUGCCUAUUUGGGUUCUAAUGGUUUUCAGGGUAUUUGUUUUUCAUGUCCCCUUUCCUGACAUCAACUUAGGUGGCCACUGUGAAUGUGCUCUGGAUAGUAUGGCAUUCUUAACUGGGCUGAGUGGCUGUGCAGGGAUUUCUUAUAUUUUCCAGCUCAGAUUUCACUUGCAGGUUUCAGAAGAUGUCAACUUGAGAGUCUGCAUUCUGCCACUUACUUUGAGCUAGGAGCACUUCUUUGGUGUCAGAACCUGCCUUCCUAGAAGUGAUUGUUGGUGCUUGUAGGUGGCCACCCCUUCAUUAUCUCCAUUUAGAGGUCUGGAUCCUGAGUUGUUCUUGGGAAAAUUGUGAGGCAGCUGCUGUCUGCUUCAGGUACAGAGUGUCCUGGGCAAGGAGAAUGACCCACAACCAGCUCACACUUCUGGGCCUCUCCUGCUUAGAGAUCCUAGUUCUCAACCUCUCCAAGUUCACAGAGCCAAAGAGCAGAAGUUAAGUUCUCUGUCUAACCUGGCCCAGACUGUCCAAAGCCCAAAAAAAACCCAGAUUCUUCCUACAGCCCUAUGUUGUUGGAGGUUGGAGAACAUCAGAGGGCCCAACACGAGCCAGAUACAGGCAUUAAUGGGAAGUUCUGUCUAGGAUGGAAGGGAAAACCAAAAGGCAGUGAAGCCAAUGUCCUUCAGUGACCUGAAGGAAAUUCAGGACCUUAGUCAGCCUAAAACUCAGAGUAUCUGCCUCAAAGCCAUGGGAAGAGGAACUCCAGGGUGUACCUUGGAUCUUUAUGUUCCCUGCAGGGUGUGGGUGAGGAAGAGCCAUGGGCAGAUGCUGGGGGUCAGGCCACCUUCUAAGCAAGGAGUUGGUUGUGAUGUUGCUAUUGCUGAUGUUGCUGGGGAGCUACAGACGCGGCCUUCAGUGGACGUGGCACUUCAGUGGUCUGGCCCCAGAGACACAGCUCUUCCUUUUCCUGUCAUGGCUUGGCUAAUUUCUGAGGCAUCUCAGAUCAUGGCUGUAUUUUUGCUAAAAGGUGCAGUUUAAGGAACUUCUUGUUUGUAGGUGCUUUGCUAAUCGACAGAUUUUGAUCAGAGAGAACAUUUCUUCUCCUUGUGAGUCGAUGGCACAGCUCAUUUCCUUCUCCACUAGGCUGGGAUCAUUCUUCCCAUCAAAAAACACUGUGCCCAUUGACUUGCCAUUCUUUCACCAGCACAUGCCAAGGUCUCUGAAGCAGGUGGGCUUCCAUAAUCCUGUCUUUAAUACGCCGAUACCCGGGCAUUCUUUGUACUUAGUCCUUGGCUAAGUGAUUUGGGCUCACUUUCUGGUUUAGACUUUGGCCACAUCCCUGUCAAUUUUUGAGUCUUUUUCUCUGUUUAGUUAGCUAGGCAAAGUUCCUUCUUUGUUUGCCUCACUAAUUCCUGCCCUUGGUCAUCAUUCCUUUGUGUAGCUUACAUUCCCACUGCCUUUGAGUGAGCUUCCUGGUGCUUUUUGUUGGGGAGGUUGGUGAGGGCCUUGACAGACUCAAACCUGACUGAGAUCCUUUCUCAGGUCCAAAUGGAGACCACAGAUGUGGAGCAGAAAUGCUUGUUUUCCCUUCUAUUGAUGAAGCUUGGGCAGGGUUUACUGGGCCCAGGAAUCAGCUCACUGGGUUAGGGAAUCUUAGCUAUGUGUUGGAGAGUCACAUAUUCCCUUCCCGUCAUAGAGGCCCUGCAUGCUGGGAGGCUCCCUUUAGGCACCGGACCAGGAGGGCUGUGGGAGGUAGGGUGUCCUUUGCCACACAUAUGCAAGGCCCUGGCCCAUUACACCAUCCCUACAUUAGCUACCCCAUGGCACUGCCCUCUCCCUGGCUUGUCCUGUGUACUUAGCACCAUUAUUUUGAGUCAGAGUUUUGUUUUGUUUUUGUUUGCAGAAACAAGAAUAUGACUUUUUAGAAAUUAAAAACAAAAACAAAAAACUACUAGCCCAGUGAUUGCUUUCAGUGGCUCUUUGCUAACAUUUGAGCUGAUCCUGCUUUUGACUGUCUCCUCUUAUGGCCCCAGUUUGAUGUCAUUCAUGUCCUUUGGCCAUUGACAAGGUCAUGCAAUGGAAAUGCAAUGGCUUCUGGAUUCUUUUCCUAUAGAAUGCAGCCCUAUAAGAUAAAUCAGGCUUCUUAGAUGUGAUGAGAAACAUAACAGUGGAGUGGCUCCAUUUGACUCAAAGGGGAUUUUAGUUCAAAAAUUGAUGGAGGAUGAACUUGUGGAAUACUCUUCCACAGAACAGGGUAGGUUGUCCCUGCCUGAUUUUAGCAAUUGCCAAAAAUUGACACACCCUGUCUGCCCUUGAUACCAUUCUUUGAGUGGCAGCCCCCAGACUCCCUGUAAGCUUUGCUCCAUAGCAGGCACUGGGGUCAGUCCAGGCUAGACUGCCUCCUUGUACCCAUUUCUGAUGACAGGUCUUUGUCUUGCUCCCAAGACUGAGGCCUCUCCUUGUUAGUUCACACACUCGGCUCUGCUCCCACUCUCUCUCCAUGGUGUCACCUAUAGUCUUCUCUUCUGAAAUCCUGAACUGAGACUUUUCUCCUUCUGGAUUACCACUUCUGUGCUGCUGCUUCUUCCAUUCCCUCGCUGCUCUUAAACUUGCCCCAAUCUUUUACUCGGUUUCUAUGACCUUAGCCCUCUCCCUGUUCUCCCAGUUUUUCAGCCUUCUCUUGGACUUCCUCUCCCCAGCCUGAAUCCUUGGGCUAUCACACGCUGACAUUUUUAUCAGCAACUUGAACUUUCUCAUCCUCUCAGACUUUUCCUGAAACUUAACUCCUCUCCAUUUUCUGCAUCAAACUGUUUUCUGCUCCUUUUACCUGGGCUGCUGAGCAUGACAGAUUCAUAGUUGACACCCUCAGUUGGGUAUUUGGUAAUGAUUGGAAAUUCUUUUGCUUGUUGUUACUCUACUUUCCCAUCACCACCACCUCUUUCCUCUUUUUUUCAGCAAAUGACUGACCUCAAUGGCUGCUUCACAGAGGACAGAUCCUAAAGCAAGAACUUCCUUGCUCACCUGCUCCUCUCACCACUUCCCAUUUAUCUAUAUCUACAGCCUCAUAUCUUUCCUUCCUUUCUAUUUUGUUCUCUAUUUCUUGAAUCCUGUUAUAUGUUCUCCAAGACUUUGCCCCAUCCCUUAUCCCACUGCUCUCAAUUCCUGGCAUCUUCCCAGCACCACCCUCUCCAUUGUUUACCUCUACAUAGCUUGCAAACUAGCAAGGGUCUCCUCAAGAUUAGUCUAAAAGCUGCUUAGUCCCCUUCUCCUGUAUAUUCUCUCGUCAGUCAAGUUUCUUACAAAAGGUAUCUUUUUCAUUUACUCUGCUCACUGCUCACUCUCUAGCCCUCUCUAGUUUUUUGUAUAAGUCACCAGUGACCACCUAGUUGCCAAAUCAAAUGAAUAUCUUUCAAUCUUCAACUAUCUUGAACUCCCAGUAGCAUUUCACACAAUCCAUCACUCCUCCUUGAAAUGGCCCUGCAAGUUUCUGGAUUAUCUUCUUUUCAGCCACACAGGUCUUCUUUGAAACCUAGACAGAGGGACAUGUCGGUGGCUAUCUGUGGCCUCCUCUCCUCAGGAGUUAGCUAAGUAAGAACAAGCACAGCUACUCCUCUUCCCUACCUGCUGUCUCUGCCAAUUUGUGUGUCCCUUCCUUCUCCUGGACUCAAUUCUCUUCAUGCCAAGCAUGUUUCUAGUUCCUGUUGAGAGGACAGUGUAUAUGAUUCUUUCCCUCUGUCUUUUCCAGUGCAGUGCAGAGACAGAAUAUAGCCAUGUUUGCUAACAGGCCCCAUCUAAAUCAGCACAAGGGUGUGGACUGUGUGCUACAGCAUCCAAGCAGCAGCCAGGCUAGACUGUACUACCAGGCUGGUGGCAGCUCCUCGCCAUGAUCCCUAUACCAGUCAGAGCCUGCCACAGUCUGUAAGGAGCCUGGGAUCAUAGCAAAACAUGUCUGCAUGCAUGGUUCAGUGCUGCUGACCAGGAGGAGCAUCCUGGCAGGUGUGGGUAUCUGCCACGGAGAACAUAUGGAGGGGAGACUGGUAAGUGCUGAUCAUGAACACUUGCUUUCUCUAGUUGUUCUGCUGGAGGCAGAUGUUGGUUACUUUCUUGGAGGCAGGGAGAUAUAGUGGAAAGACAUCUGAUUUGACAUUCUGAUCCCCUAAACUUUGGCUCUGCCAAUUAUGAGCUAUGUGACCUUGAAUACAAUUUCUCCAUCUAUAAAGUUAGGGUAGGGGAGAAAACAGUGAUCUGUCAGAGGAGCUCCAGCUCUAAAGAUGAUAACUGUGAUUCUAACUCUACAGCUCAGACCACACAGGAAACAAGGGAACUUUGGAGGUGGGGCAUAUCUGGGGGAGUCUUAACCAGGCAGGGCAAAGGGACUCCCAGGCCAAAUUGAGCUGCUUCGAGGAAAGUCCUCAUCAGCUGGUGCUGCUUCUUGAGCCAUAUGCCCAUCACUCAAGCUGUACCCCUUUCUUGGAUAUCUAGGGAGAGUUCCUCUUAGAUCUUUUCUAGAAGUGGCCAUUGGAUACAAGGUGACUGGGGGCAUGAGGGAGUAAUAUUGUUAGAGAAGUGUCACUGAUUUUAAAGGGACCUACACAUUCAAUAACAAAUAAA